CACAGCUGCCCCACCAUGCUGCCGCUGGCCGCCCUGCUGCUGUGCCUGGCCCUGCUGUGCGCCUGGGGGCUGGCACGCCGCCGGGGUCCCAUGGGGACGGGGACGGGGACGGGGACGGGGACGGGAGGGCGGCUGCAGAGCCUGCCAGCCCUGCCGCUGGUGGGGAGCCUGCUGCAGCUGGCCGGGCACCCCCAGCUCCACCUGCGGCUCUGGAGCCUGCAGGGCCGCUACGGCAGCCUCUACGGGCUCUGGAUGGGCUCCCACUACGUGGUGGUGGUCAACAGCUACCAGCACGCCCGCGAGGUGCUGCUGAAGAAGGGGAAGGCUUUCGCCGGACGGCCCCGCACUGUGACCACGGACCUGCUGUCCCGGGGGGGCAAGGACAUCGCCUUCGCCAGCUACAGCCCCCUCUGGAAGUUCCAGCGCAAGCUGGUGCACGCCGCCCUCUCCAUGUUCGGAGAGGGCUCGGUCGCCCUCGAGAAGAUCAUCUGCCAAGAGGCUGCCUCCCUGUGUGAGACGCUCAGCGCCGCGCAGGACGCAGCCCUGGACAUGGCCCCGGAGCUCACGAGGGCCGUCACCAACGUGGUCUGCUCCCUCUGCUUCAACUCCUCCUACCGCCGUGGGGACCCCGAGUUCGAGGCCAUGCUGGAGUACAGCCAGGGCAUCGUGGACACCGUGGCCAAGGAGAGCUUGGUGGACAUCUUCCCCUGGCUGCAGAUCUUCCCCAACAAGGACUUGGCCCUGCUGAAGAAAUGCCUCAAGGUCAGGGAUGAGCUGCUCCAGCAGAAGUUCACCGAACACAAGGAAACCUUCUGUGGGGACACCGUGAGGGACCUCAUGGAUGCCCUCCUGCAAGUGAGGCUCAGCGCCGAGAACAACAGCCCGCCGGCAGCAGGGCUGGAGCUGACGGACGACCACCUCCUCAUGACGGUGGGGGACAUCUUCGGGGCUGGCGUGGAGACCACCACGACCGUGCUCAAGUGGACCGUGCUCUACCUGCUCCACUACCCUGAGGUCCAGAGGAAGAUCCAGGAGGAGAUGGACCAGAAAAUCGGCCUGGCCCGUCACCCCCACCUCAGCGACCGCCCGCUGCUGCCCUACCUGGAGGCCACCAUCAGCGAAGUGCUGCGCAUCCGGCCCGUGUCCCCCCUGCUCAUCCCUCACGUGUCCCUCACCGACACCAGCAUCGGGGAGUACGCCAUCCCCAAGGGCGCCAGGGUCAUCAUCAACCUCUGGUCCGUGCACCACGACGAGAAGGAGUGGGACAAGCCCGAGGAGUUCAACCCCGGACGCUUCCUGGACGAGAAGGGCCAGCACAUCCACUCACCCUCGCCCAGCUACCUGCCCUUCGGGGCCGGGAUCCGCGUGUGCCUGGGCGAAGUCCUGGCCAAGAUGGAGCUGUUCCUCUUCCUGGCCUGGGUGCUGCAGAGGUUCACGCUCGAGUGCCCCCCGGACCAGCCCCUGCCCUCGCUGGAGGGCAAGUUCGGCGUCGUGCUGCAGGUGCAGAAGUUUCGGGUGAAGGCCAGGCUGCGGGAGGCCUGGAGGGCGGCCUCGUGACGGGGACACCCGUGUGAUGGUGGGGUGGACGCCACAGAGCCUCCACCCUGCCUGCCUGGUGGAUGCCAGGCUGCCUGAAUAAAGCAGUUCCCAACCCA
This is a messenger RNA of Anas platyrhynchos (mallard), 1655 nucleotides long. It is a transcript of the gene CYP17A1, whose product is annotated as cytochrome P450 family 17 subfamily A member 1. Lineage: Eukaryota; Metazoa; Chordata; Aves; Anseriformes; Anatidae. The record is from RefSeq and is a predicted model, not a curated record. Gene Ontology annotation, biological process: progesterone metabolic process; hormone biosynthetic process. Gene Ontology annotation, molecular function: steroid 17-alpha-monooxygenase activity; iron ion binding; heme binding.